AUGGUUCUGAUUUGCAGCAACUGGUAUCCAAUGUUCGUUUUGAUCUUUUAUUUUCUCUGUCCGUUGCCGCUGACCAUCGCGGGAAGUUACGAGGAUCAGUCGACUAGCGCUUCCUGGCACGAUUUUGCACUUUUUGUCACAGCAGGCAUCGUUGUCAGUGCUUUCAGCCUGCCGAUCGUGUUGGCCCACGCACCACUUUCCAUGCCAGUGAUGGAAAUGAGUCAGAAGACCAAGACAAACAAUAUCCUGCUUCAGAUGCCGCAUACUUCGCCAGAACCAUCAAAACUUGGACAGGUAUUCUAAAG
Messenger RNA from Soboliphyme baturini, 305 nucleotides. NCBI's taxonomy places the organism in Eukaryota, Metazoa, Nematoda, Enoplea, Dioctophymatida, Soboliphymatidae. The record is from the annotation of a GenBank genome assembly.